Molecule: messenger RNA, 879 nt
Organism: Ochotona princeps (American pika)
Lineage: Eukaryota; Metazoa; Chordata; Mammalia; Lagomorpha; Ochotonidae
Product: putative vomeronasal receptor-like protein 4
Exons: 1
Coding region: 1-879 (292 amino acids)
Biological process (GO): G protein-coupled receptor signaling pathway
Cellular component (GO): membrane
Molecular function (GO): pheromone receptor activity
Source: RefSeq, a predicted model, not a curated record
AUGUUGUUAUUUAAAAAUGUGUUUUUUUUCCAAGCUGGCAUUGGAAUAUUAGCCAAUGUUUUCCUGCUCAUCUUUUAUACCUCCACAAUCCACCAGAUUCAUAGGACAAGGCCCACUGAUAUAAUCACCUGUCACCUGGCCUUUGUGCAUCUAAUGAUGCUGCUUGUUACACUGGAUAUUUUAUCUGCAGAUAUGUUCAAAUGGUUAGCUUUUUCCAAUGAACUGAAGUGUAAGCUUUUUUUCUACCUGAGCAGGGUGAUGAGGGGUCUCUCUAUUUCUACUACCUGUCUCCUGAGCAUCAUUCAGGUCAUCACCAUCAGUCCCAGCUCCUUCUAUUUGUCAAGAUUCAAACAGAAACUCACAAAUUAUAUCGUCAUUGCUGUCUUCUGUAUGUGGUGCCUCAACCUGUCUUCCAAUAGCAAUAUGAUCAUCUAUACGGUAGCUCAUUCCAACAGGACCAACCUAUUCAAUAUCAGUAAAUACUGUUCAUUUUCCUCAAUGAACUCUGUCAUCAGGAAAAUAUUUUUCAUGCUUGAAUUAUCCCAGAGUGUUUUCUUUGUAGGAAUCAUGCUAUUCUCCAGCAUGUACAUGGUGAUUUUCUUAUGUAGGCAUCAGAGGAAGUCUGAGUACCUUCAUAGCAUGAGCAUUCUCCCAAGAAUUUGCCCAGCAAAAAGGGCUACUUGUACUGUCUUAGUGCUGGUGAGUUUCUUUGUGAUUAUGUACUGUUUAGAUAUCAUCAUCUCAUCUUUAUCAACCAUUUUGUGGAAGUAUGAACCUAUGGUCCUGGAUAUCCAGAGGCUUGUGGGAAAUAUCUAUGCCACUGUCAGUCCUUUGGUACACAUUAGUUCUGAUAAAAGAAUGCUUGGUCUUCUGAAAUAA